AUGGCGCCGACUAUAUGUGAGAUCUGUGAAACCUCGCGAGCAGCAGUCAUCCGACCAAAGAACUCCCAGAAGAUCUGCAAACAAUGUUUUCUGUCCGUAUUCGAGGCCGAAGUUCACGACACCAUCGUGAGCAACAAACUGUUCCGUCGUGGCGAACGUGUUGCCAUCGGCGCAUCUGGUGGCAAGGACUCGACAGUUCUCGCUUCGGUGCUAAAGACUCUGAAUGAACGUUACGACUACGGCGUUGAUCUCGUCCUCUUGUCCAUCGACGAAGGUAUCAAGGGUUACCGAGAUGACAGCCUUGAGACGGUCAAGCGGAAUGCCGUGCAGUACGAAAUGCCCCUCGAAAUUGUUGGAUAUGACCAGCUGUAUGGAUGGACGAUGGACCAAGUCGUGGCCCAGGUAGGCAAGAAGGGGAACUGCACCUACUGCGGUGUAUUUCGCAGACAAGCCCUGGAUCGAGGGGCCGCAAAGUUGGGCAUCAAACACGUCGUAACCGGUCACAACGCUGACGAUGUUGCUGAAACCGUCAUGAUGAAUCUACUUCGUGGCGACCUUCCUCGACUUGCGAGAGCAACUUCUAUUAUGACAUCCUCCUCCGCGAGUGAGAUCAAAAGGAGCAAGCCGCUAAAGUAUGCCUAUGAGAAGGAAAUUGUUCUCUACGCUUACCACAAGAAAUUGGAUUACUUCAGCACCGAGUGCAUUUACUCACCAGAGGCCUUUAGAGGGAGCGCGAGGACCUUGAUCAAAGACUUGGAGAAGAUUCGACCCAGUAGCAUACUGGAUAUUGUUAGGAGCGGAGAGGACAUGGCAUCGCUGGUGCCCCCUGAACUGGCAAGUUCUACGUCUUGUGCUGCUGAAGGCGAUGAGCAGGCAAAUGGCUGUGGCAAUCAAAACCAGACCAGCGACUCCAUGGUCCGAUUGGAGAAGGAUCUGACCGCGAACGAAGCCGCUGCAGAACGUGAAACAGAGAUUCGACUCCCCCAGCAAGGAGUGCAGCCAAGUAUUCACGACAAGAAACGGCGAGGACGUCGGAAAGUGGUCAAACAAGUCAUGGGUCAAUAUUUGCAAGGCUUGCUCUCUGCUGGAAGGGCUUAA
Molecule: messenger RNA, 1098 nt
Organism: Fonsecaea nubica
Lineage: Eukaryota; Fungi; Ascomycota; Eurotiomycetes; Chaetothyriales; Herpotrichiellaceae
Product: cytoplasmic tRNA 2-thiolation protein 1
Exons: 2
Coding region: 1-1098 (365 amino acids)
Biological process (GO): tRNA wobble position uridine thiolation
Cellular component (GO): mitochondrion; cytosolic tRNA wobble base thiouridylase complex
Molecular function (GO): tRNA binding
Source: RefSeq, a predicted model, not a curated record